This is a messenger RNA of Paraglomus brasilianum, 2697 nucleotides long. The record is from the annotation of a GenBank genome assembly. NCBI's taxonomy places the organism in Eukaryota, Fungi, Glomeromycota, Glomeromycetes, Paraglomerales, Paraglomeraceae.
AUGCGCGUUCAACUCUCUCGCCUAGAGCGGGGUCCUCCACUCCUUUUCUCAAUUCUUUCCAUCAUAUUCGCUCUCCUCUUUCUCAUCAUUGAAGCACAGUCCUAUGACUACAAGAUUACAUACAAUGAAUCGAUUACGGGACUUACAAUAGCUGAUGCUACGGCUGAUUUCGAUGGAACAACGAUAGUUUGUCUUAAAAAACCUUUAAAUAAACAAUGUUCUAUGAACAAUUUUUAUCUAAGGGUCAUCCUCCCAAACAACUCCAUAAUCGCAUCAACCUUUAAACUUGCUCUUGACAAUCACAAUUAUUGCGACUUUAACAUUGAAACAACAGUGUUGACAAAUGGAUGGGUAUAUUUGACUUAUAUGAGGUCCAUCGGAAGCUCUCGUUUCGCGCAAUAUGGAAUUCCCGUCGCUUAUAACGGGUUGUUAGGUGUGCCAAACUUGUUGGCCAACCUUAGCGAUACACUUCCCGGUCAUAUUUUCAAAAGCAUGGUGCCUGAAGCUGGUUUUCUGUAUGCAAAACAAGUAGGCGCAAACGGUCCCGUGAUCUGGAAACGAUGUUCCACAGUCGCCGAAGAUAGUGGUGUCGAUUGUCCUGACAAUGGUACUUUUGCUCCCAAGGAUGGUGCCCAAAUACGAGAUUUUAGAAUAUUCAGCACAGUUGACGGUGGCUUUAUUUGUGUGUUCGCUACACAGAUUCCGAAUGAGUAUGUCAAUAGCAAGGCACAGCUGGAACUAGAAAUAUUGUUCCUCGAUCCAGAUGCCAAUCAAGCUACCAAACCAACUACUAUAUACACGGGCCCACCAGGUAUAGACAAAAUAACCCUUGGCGACUGUGGUUUGUCGUAUGACGGAUACGAAUACACUUGCCUACUGCUGGUUUCGACGGGUCGGAAUCAGAAACUGCUUCAAGUAAAUUUUUAUUCAACUCGGCCGGGAGCUAGUAACGCCCCCCUAAAGACUGCUUCUAAAGAUAUCGUUGGUGUUGACAAAAUAAGGCCAUUGUUCAACGGAGGAUACGUGUUACUUUAUAACUUUGCAAAAGAUGGUGAAACCUUUGUUAAAAGGGCAAAAAUGAUAGAUCCAGAUGGUAAAGCCGUACAAACGAUAUCAUUCGUUAAACCGGUACCAAUGCUAAAUGUCUAUCCAAGAAACAAUACCAUCUGGUAUUGGGAGAAUGAUUCAACACAAUCUUGGUCCAUUGUAUCUCAUAAUUUACCCAAUUAUACGAAAUACGGUGGUACUUACCAAAGUCCAAACGUAAUAACAACAGCGCCUCUAAUUGACAGUGAAAUUGCAACUCGCAGACCCAUCAUAGACAUUACCUACAACAUACCGGUCAAACCAGCCACAGGAAAUGUUACGAUAUAUGCGACUGAUGGCGUAAAGAAAUACUUUCGUCAGUCAUACUCGCCAAUAUCUUUCCAAUACUGUCAAUUAGAUAAGCACAAUCAAACAUUGACUUUAGAUGUAUUGACCAGCACCUUCAAUCAACCAAACAUGACUUAUUACGUCGUCUUGGAUAAUGGAUUUGUAGAAUCCAUGGAAGAUGGCGAGCCGAUUCUGGGGAUUUCUGACGGGAAAUGGAAAUUUCGGACAGCUUCAAUACCGACCAACGAUGUCUACGCACCCUCUGAAAUAGUAACUGUCCGCCUAAAUUUUAUGGGUACUUCUCGCUUUCUGCAGCUUUCCAAGUCCGAACGUUCAGCAUUUCUUUCUUCCCUCGGCAACUCCCUUGCAUUUAUUAUUCCAGUAUCUCCAUCACGGCUGUCAAUCAUCGAGAAAUUCCAGGUGGCAUCCGACAACGGCCAGAAACAAGUGUUGCUGUCGAUUCAAGUUCGUGCUGGCACGAGCGAUAUGGAAAUGGGUGUGAAUUCGGUGAUUGAUGACUUGAACGUUUUGAUUAAGAAUAAGGGCAUUACAGCGGUUUCUCGAUACCCGGAAACUAUGUUUUUAGACGAAAAUUUUGGUGUCCGCAUUGAACCUAACUUUUGGAACACAUAUAAACGAAAUAUAAUAAUUGCGGCAGCCGCAUUCUUGCUGAUUGGAUUACUUUAUCUUUUGGCACAUCGUCUUAACCCAGAGGCCAAUAAUGCAGUUAUUUUUACUCUUGUACUGACACUGUAUGAUGUUGCUAUUGACUUUGCAUUCAUUAUACGAAAUGGCCAAGAUGUGCGAUCGUUAUAUCUACCAAGUAUUCUUAUUCUCGUGGUUUCAAUUCUUUUUAACACAACAAUGGCACUAUACAUAAUGAUAUCAGAGAAUACACGCUCAUAUCGAUUUCAUGUCUGGACCCAAUCGUGCGCAAAGAGUGCUGCCGUCUUUACUGUUUUAGCAGCGUCAAAUAUUGAGGUUUUGACCGUGGCAUACAGUAGAUUAUGUAAAUCAGAAUAUUUUUCUGCGCCAUUCAGUGAGCGAAGCUUGAAAAUAAUCUUCUGGGCGAGCACUGGAAGCUUUUUCAUGGAAGAUAUGCUGCAGUUUAUUAUUCAGGUUAUUUACCAUAGCAGAAGCAUCACAUACGAUAUUGUCCCACUCUUAACUCUUAUCUCUGCGUCGGUUAUGCUCACAGUUAAUUUCAUUACUCGGAUGUAUUACGGAAUCACUCUGAUACAUACUUGCAAGGAUGACGUUAGGCUUUCGGAUGGAUCUGUUUCUGAAACAACUGCGGCAAAGGACGCGCCUAAUAUCUGUUGA